Messenger RNA from Stereum hirsutum FP-91666 SS1, 914 nucleotides. Its product is annotated as EF-hand. The transcript has 9 exons. NCBI's taxonomy places the organism in Eukaryota, Fungi, Basidiomycota, Agaricomycetes, Russulales, Stereaceae. The record is from RefSeq and is a predicted model, not a curated record. The coding region runs from base 59 to 727 and encodes 222 amino acids. Gene Ontology annotation, molecular function: calcium ion binding.
AUUUCGCAGAGCAUCUCUUCCUUACCCCCAACUUUACGCCAUCCACCACUCACUGAACAUGUCUUACAACUACGGCGGCGGAUACGCACCUCCCCCUGGUGGUCCCCCUGGCGGUCCCCCUGGCUAUGGAGCGAGAGGGGCUACACCUGGUGGGUUCGCCCCACCAGGGGGCCAUGGAGGUCCCCCUGCCGGAGCCGAUCCCCAACUUUGGUCGUGGUUCCUUGCCGUUGAUACGGACCGAUCUGGACAUAUAUCUGCUCACGAGCUCGAGAAGGCGCUUAUCAAUGGAGACUGGACGCCUUUCGACCUCGACACAGUGAAGCUUCUCAUGUCCAUCUUCGACACCGACCGCAGUGGUACGAUCGGGUUCAAUGAGUUUGCCGGCCUAUGGAAGUAUAUCAAAGACUGGCAGAACGUCUUCCGACACUUCGAUCGGGACAACUCUGGUUCUAUCGAUGGUCGUGAGCUUCAGGACGCCCUUCAGCAAUUCGGCUAUAACCUUUCGCCUCACCUCCUCACCCUCGUUGAGCGUAAAUACGAUGUUAAAGCCAGCGGGGUGACCACAGGUUACGGAGCCACUCCUGGUAUUACCUUCGACCGAUUCGUCAGGGCCUGCGUCGUGAUCAAGCAAAUCAGCGAGUCGUUCGCCAAGCUGGACAGCGAUAGGGAUGGAUGGAUCCAGAUCAACUACGAUCAGUUCAUGCAGACGGUUUUGACGCUUCCUUGAUAACCUAUUCAUCGUGAACCAGGCAGAUGGGGCGAUAUGUAGCAGGAUAUGUCUCGCAUUUGGUUGGCAUUGUAAGAGAACUAAUGCUAGGGGAAAGCAGAAAGUGGAUAUGAAGCUUCGAGAUGAACUUGUAUUUAUACAUGUGCUCAGUUUGGCUGCGAAUAACACGAAGUGCUUGUAUAUGAGC